Molecule: messenger RNA, 852 nt
Organism: Cucurbitaria berberidis CBS 394.84
Lineage: Eukaryota; Fungi; Ascomycota; Dothideomycetes; Pleosporales; Cucurbitariaceae
Exons: 1
Coding region: 1-852 (283 amino acids)
Source: RefSeq, a predicted model, not a curated record
AUGUCGGGCAGCGAGAUCUCCAAUGUAGAGGGAAAUGAAGCUACGAUGACGCCGGUGCAAGAUGGACGACCUGGCUUUGCGCACGAAGUCGAGGAGCGCAUCAAGAACACGCACGAGGAUCGCUCGCCCAUCAGUACCUCAACGUCGAAGAAGCACUCGAUCAGCAAGCCUUCAAAAGCCACCGCCAUCAGCACAAACGCAGUCUCUCACGACCUCUCUUACGACAACCGCCUUCCCUACCGUCAAGGCAGCCCUCUUCUCCCAGUGCUUCCCGUCAUCACCUCGCGCGAACAGGUUCCAAAGGCGCUUUCUAAACACAGUGCUCACGUGCAUGAGUUCCGCAGCAUCCUCGCCACGCACAAAGUCAUCACCCAUGAGCUAGAAGCCGUGCACCGCUUCAAUACCGGCACGUCAAUUGGCAAGGCAACAUUGACGCUUUGCGUUCAGUCCGACGUCUCCUGCAGCGAGCAGUGGGAGCGCGCCAUACACGCCUUACGCAUCUACAUUUUGGAGCAAGCGCUGGCCCUCGCCGUCGAAAUCAUUGACCGUCGUAUCUUCAAAGGCCUCCUUACCCUCCCCAUUCUCUCAUACGACCCUAUCAAUUCCUUCCUUCAGAGGCGCAAACACGGUAUCAUCAAGGCUCUUGAUGCCAGCGGCGAGGAGUGGACAAGCUUGGAAUUCUUCUAUAGAGGCACGGGUCCUACGAGGCAGGAUUGCAAGGUUACGGUCUUGAUUGGGGUCCCGGAGCCUAAUAGGAGGGUUUGGUGGGAGGUUAUGCUGCCGAUACUGAUGGAGAAGGUGGGUGGGAGGGCCGAGGUUGAGAUCUGUUGGAGGCGCGCCGUCAAGUUUUAG